Molecule: messenger RNA, 1086 nt
Organism: Eimeria mitis
Lineage: Eukaryota; Apicomplexa; Conoidasida; Eucoccidiorida; Eimeriidae
Exons: 5
Coding region: 1-1086 (361 amino acids)
Source: RefSeq, a predicted model, not a curated record
AUGAGGCGCCGAGACCACAACAGCACCGCCACCUGCCCGUACUGCACGGUACGCCACAGCAGCAGCAGCAGCAGCAGCAGCAGCAGCAGCAGCAGCAGCAGAACCAGCAGCAAUAGCAGCAGCAGUAGCAGCAACACCAGAAUCAGCAGCAGGAUUAGCAGCAGCAGCAGCAGAAACAUCAUCAUCCGGCGCAGGAGGAGUAACAGCAAUAUCAGCAGUAGCAGCAGUAGCAGCACGAGCAGCAGCAUCACCAGCAGCAGCAGCAGCAGCAGCAGCAACAGCAGCAGCAGCAACAGCAGCAGCAGCAGCAGCAGCAGCAGAAUUUUAAAUAUAUAUUUGUUUGUGGUGUACGUACAGCUGAAGAUGUUUUGCAAGGUGCACAGCGACAUCCACAAAAGAAGAGCGAUGGAAAUGCAGCAGCAAAUUCAGCAGCAGCAAGGCGAAGGAGCCACACUAGCUAAAAUAUAUGACUCCGUUAUAGGCGAGCGUUUGAAUCGUAUGCGGCACAAACUGGAGGAGGGGCCGUCUGGGCGGGGUUUGUGGGGCGACGACCCCGCUGACAUUGCUGCUUCUGCUGCUGCUGCUGGCAACCUCGCAGCAGAUGCUGCUUCUCCUCUUCGUCAAGACAAAAAGAAACAAAAGAGCAGCAAAAAGUCGAAGGACAAAAAGAAGAAGAAACACAAAAAGGAGAAGAAAAAGAAAAAGGAAAAGAAGCGAAAGAAAAGAUCCAGCAGCAGCAGCAGCAGCAGCAGCAGCAGUAGCAGCAGCAGCAGCAGCAGCAGCAGCGAUUCGGACUCCGAUGACGACAGGAAGCAUAGCCGUCGGAAUCGUAGAAGCGACGACGAACGCCGUGGGGGCCUGAAGGGGUUUGCUGCUCCUUGCUGCGGGACGCUACAACAAACGCAGCAGCAGCAGCAGCAGCAGCAGCAACAGCAGCAGCAACUCACAGGCACUGCAUCUCUCGCCCACGACAGCAGCAGAGAGUUUGCUGCAGCUAACCACCAGCAGCAGCUCUUUGAACGGCAACAGCAGCAGCUGCUCCGACAGACACAGCUGGCGGCGAUGCAGCAGCAGCAGCAGCAAUAG